Molecule: messenger RNA, 7077 nt
Organism: Peromyscus leucopus (white-footed mouse)
Lineage: Eukaryota; Metazoa; Chordata; Mammalia; Rodentia; Cricetidae
Gene: Fam53b
Product: family with sequence similarity 53 member B
Exons: 4
Coding region: 1653-2831 (392 amino acids)
Biological process (GO): protein import into nucleus; positive regulation of canonical Wnt signaling pathway
Cellular component (GO): nucleus
Source: RefSeq, a predicted model, not a curated record
UGGUCCUCUGGAAAGUAGCCAGUGAUCUCAACUGCUGAGCCAUCUCUAGCCCUAGGGAUCUUAAUUCAACAGCGUCAUCUACAAUCUGCUGAAACAAAAUUGAAUACUGCUGGAAUAAAGAUGGAAAACUCACAGGCUGUCGAAGAUUGUGUGGAUCAGGCCCAGAAAGACAGGGUGAGACAGGGUUUAGAAGCAGGUGCUCAGGGCCAACUCAGUGGAAUGAACAGAACUUGAGCUCUCCCCUCCUGACAAGGUACAGGUGGCUGUCUGUACUCUGCUUCCUGCUUCUGCAUGUGAAGCCCCAGGCCCUCCCUGUGACACUCGUAAUGCACACUCACCAUGCCAGCCUUCCUGUUCCCUCAGCUGUCCGUGCUCUCUGUCUUGGUAUAGCUUCAGUGGGCUCCUAGCCCAUCUGGUUGACACUGGGCAUGGGUGCUCUGGGUAGAGCUGACUAGGGCCUACCCGAGUGGAUGUUGUCCUUGAGCCUGGGUACCUCAUGAGCACUGAGACCUUGUUUCCCUCGGCUGGCAAGGCACCCCAGCAGGAGGCAAUCCGGGAGAGUAAGGGGCCUGCUUGGGUUCUGUAGGCUUCUCCACUUGGUUGUGUGUGUGGGUGGAGCCCUGAUAGCAGGCUCUCCUGUGUGUCACCUGUUCCCUAUUGGGUGACUUUGGUGUGGCUUCCAGCUGCACAUCCUGCAGCACUGGCCAUGUUAGCUGAGAUGGAGGCAGGUACAGCUCUUUUUUUUUAACUCUUUCUAGAUAUUUCAGUGGGUGGCUCUAAGACAGUUACAUACCAGAGGGUGACCUGGCCUGGUAAUGUUCAAGACUGUUUUAAGCCAAGAAAAGGCCUGGAAAAGGGUUGUCAAUCAUCAAUAACCCUCCUGUCUAUCAACACCAGCUCAGAUGUUCCUCUGGAAACUAGCUCUGAUCUCUACCCACCUCACACAUGCCCUGCACUCCACCCCCAAGUCCCAUCUCUCUGUAAUGGAGGGAGUUGUCUGUGUGACUGUCCUCUUGGAGGUUUGAGCCCUUCUUGUCUUCUGUGUCCUCAGGCUGGGAAGGACCAUCCUGCCCUUUAAACCUCCCUGGGGUAAAUGCACCAAGAGCAGAGGUCCCCAAAUUGAGCACCGGGGCUGGGGUGAGGAAGCUGGUGCCAGGCGCCAGCCACUUUAUCUGGGUGGGCCAGGUGUUGCCAGUCAGCCCCACCCUCCUCCUGGGACUUGAUGAGCCAGAGCCUAAGCUCCCACCCAUUUCUCACCCUAGAAACCCUGCCUCUUUCUGUCAUGUGGUAGGGGCCUGGAGCUCCUCUCAGAAGCUAGAAGCCUGUGUAAUAGGCCGAGAACUUCAUUUCCCAUUGCACGAUCAACCCCUAGCACAGCCUGACUACAGAUAACUGUCAGUUCCUGUAGACUUGAGUAUACUUGUAACUGAAUGAGUGAGGGAGCCAGUCUCUGGAAUGCAUGAGGCAGACCUUCUUCUCGGGGUCCUGACUGAGAUGUCUGCUCCUCACUGGCCUGCCUUCUGAAUAGGCCACUUGACUUGGAUGCCGGACAGCACAAGAACCCCCAGAAUAUCCUGUGCUCCACUUGCUAGUAGCUUUGCGUUCUCAGCUUCUUUAUCAUCUGGUAUUCAGCUGAGCACACGCCAAAGAAGAUGAGUCAAGGACCUACCCUUCUCUCCUGUGGAAUUAUGGAAAAUGACAGAUGGCGAGACCUGGACAGAAAAUGCCCUCUUCAGAUUGACCAGCCAAGCGCCAGCAUCUGGGAGUGUCUGCCUGAGAAGUGUCAGGAUGGCUCCCUGUGGCACCAGGAGGCGGUGACUGCCUGUGCAGUGACCAGCCUCAUCAAAGACCUCAGCAUCAGUGACCACAACGGGAACCCCUCCGCUCCCCCCAGCAAACGCCAGUGCCGGUCACUCUCCUUCUCUGAUGAGAUGUCCAGCUGCCGGACGUCAUGGCGGCCCUUGGGGUCCAAAGUCUGGACUCCUGUGGAGAAGAGACGAUGUUACAGCGGAGGCAGCGUCCAGCGCUACUCCAACGGCGUCAGCCCCAUGCAGCGGAGCUCCAGCUUCAGCCUCCCUGCUCGGGCCAAUGGGCUCUCCUCGCCUUGCCACCAGUCCGGCCUGCCCCAGCACCUUGAGGGACAGCCCUGCCAAGGAGCACCAGGCUCAGCGCCCUGUGGACAGGUGGGCGACGCCUGGAGCCCCGACCCACACCCGGCGGGAGGAGGCCGGCUGGACCUGCAGCGCUCCCUCUCCUGCUCACACGAGCAGUUUUCCUUCCCAGAAUACUGUCCCCCUUCAGCCAGCAGCACACCUGCCUCAACGCCAGAGCUGGCCAGACGCUCCAGCGGGCUCGCCCGCAGCCGCUCCCAGCCGUGUGUCCUUAAUGACAAGAAGAUUGGCGUGAAACGGCGACGUCCUGACGAAGUGCAGGAGCAGAGGCCUUCUCUAGACCUUGCCAAGAUGGCACAGAACUGUCAGACCUUCAGCAGCCUCAGUUGCCUGAGCAUGGGGGUGGAAGUCCACAGCUCCCAGAGCCCCUUCGCCCUCGUCAGCAGUACCCGAUCCUGGACGGCAUUGCUCUCAGCCUCCAACCCAGGGGGCAGGACCCCUGCGGGGACCCCAGUUCCAGAGCCCGUUCCCCAUUCCUUCGAUGAUCACUUCCCCUGCCAGGAGGACCUGUCCUGUGAGGAGUCGGAUGGCUGCAGUCUAGAUGAGGACUGCUGCAGGAAGGAGGAGCCGGCCCCAGCCUGGCAGGGCCUUGGAGCCUGCACGAACAGCCUCUGCUCUCUGGACGGCGAGCUGGACAUUGAGCAGAUAGAGAAGAACUGAGGGGGCGGUGGGCGAGGCCUGGGGCAGAGGCUUUGCCAGGGAUGGGCCUUCCUCCGGGCCUUAGGUGGUCACUCCAAGGGGGAUCCUGGCUCCUGGGUCUGGAAAAAGCUUCCAAAAGGGAGCCCACCCACUUCCCGGGGAGCAGCGGUCACCCCGCAGUGCCCAAAUUUGUGAAGGCAACUUGGCCACACCUCACAAGCGACAGCUGGCCUCCCACCAGUUCCAUGGAACUACUGUAGCCCAAGAACAGGUUUUUGGUUUGGUCUCCUCCUCUUUGUUCCUCACGGAGUGCUGGGUAGCCAUUCUCCAGUAAGGGCUGGGCCAGCUGCACCCCUCACGUCGGGUGCCGGGCCUGAGCCCGCUGUGGCCUCACUCAGGCUCCAUCUGGGGAGUUGCCCAAAGCCUCCCUUACUUAGUUUACUCCGUGCCUUCUCUCCCAGGUCUCCCUGCCCCAGGCUUGGGAAGGUUCGGGAGAUGCCUCUUGUAGUGACACCAGACCGUGUGGCCUUAAUCCAUUUGGGGCACUAUGCAGGGAUUCUGGGGAUAAUCCGUGUCCCAUUUUUCGGGACUAGGGGAUAGGCCAGGGAUGACCAGAAGCCAUCCAUACUGGGUAGGCAUUUGGUGGUUGUGCUGACUGAAAGGUGGGCCCAUGAGUUCUCCCAUGGCACCAAGAAUCACCCACACCUCUGCCAGCACAAGGCCUGCCUUGGCAAGGCUGGCACUGGCAGCCUUCCUACUGUCCCCAGUCCCUGAGGGCUGAAUUUGGUGGAUUCAGCCAAGCGUAGAGAUGUCAGUGACAAGAUGACCUCUUCAUAGUGUCCUCAGGAACUACAAGCAGGUGCAGGAGUCUCGGGCCUGUGUACAUUCCUGGGCAGAGGGAUGUCUGCUGGCCGCUUUGCAGGCAUCUCUGUGUAUCGACCUAGGCUGGGGGCCCGCAGGUCUCCCCAGCAUUCCUAGCACAUUGUUGCUUGUUCACAGACACCGCUGGCUUUAAUGAGGGUGUACCACCAUCGGCUUCAAGACACCCCCUCCCAGCCCCCUGAAGGGAGCCUAGCCCCGAGGCUCUUCUCUGCAGGCCCAGCCACAGCAUGGCUUGACUCACACUCCCCCUCGCGGCUCCUCACUCCCAGCGUAGUUCCCAGAGGGCAUCUGUCCAGGCAGCUCCCCCAGUCUCCCCUGCAGACAUGCUACAGGGCUGUGCACUCUGGGACUCUGGCUUUUAGCAAACUUGGCACCUUCUGCAGACAAUAGCAAGUGGGCUGGCUUACACAAGUGGCUUGUUUUCCCAUAAGGCUAAAAAUAACUGGUGCAUUCUCUUGAGUCCAUGGACAUGUGAUCUGGGCCCUUUGGUAGUCACUCUGUUGUGCCUGUCCUCCGUGGUUCCAUCCUCCACGGGUUGAGCCCAAAUGGUUGUUACCUUUCUCCUAAAGAAAGCCCUUGGUGGGAACCUUUUGUCUAAACUUUAAUUUGUCAAUCCACCGGAAGGACGGAGGCGCAUGUGUGACGUAUAGGCAAUGUUUCUUUAAAAUCAGACCCAAGGGUACCGGAAAGUUCCACUUCUAUAGCCCCGGUUGGGCAGGGCAGCAUGGUGGGUACCUGUGGUGGUGGGGAGGUGGGGGACCAGUGGGACUCGGGGGCACUGGAAAGCCGAAGUAGAAAGCUGGCAAAGGCAUGACGCGGGAGCCCUGCCUGGUGGGUCAUGGAGCCCCUAUGUUCUCUGAGCAGACCUGGAGGAAGGUAGUGGAGAGGGCGUGGGAAGCACACACACCAGUGCCCUGUUCCCCAGGGAGUCCACAAGGAGAGGUUCUGGAUCUGGAGUAACCCCCCAGUCCCUAAAGCCACCCCUCCUAAGGAAGGCAGAGGCUGGACCCGGUUCUCCGGUCCUUUUCACACAGCCUGCUAAGGCCAAAGCCUAGAUCAUUGGCCAGCUGUCUCCUGUGGGCUGGGACCAGAGGCCCCUGGUGGCAGGCGUGUCUCAAGGCUGUUGGAACGGAUGACUUGUCUUGAGACCGUCUCCCUUAAGCCUGAUGGCUGAAGGACACCUUCAUCCUCCCUCCCUCUAGGGCACUGGUCCCUGGGCAGAGGAACUGCACCAAAUCUAGGGUAGGGAUUGGCUCUUUCCAGCUUCCUCAGGCCCUCUGGACUGUCCCUGUCCCACUAAGGCCUCAGUCCAAGCCCCCAGCACAGUAGCCAGGGAAGAUGGCAGGAGCCUUUCCGCUUAGAGAAAGAAUCUUCAUUUGCUUUCCGCCCUUCUUUUAAUCGAGCAAAGCAGGGCUCAUCUAGAAGGUAGGUACCCAUUUGUCUUUCAGCAGCCAUGCUACCCAGACAGCCUCAUGCAUCUGCCCCAUUCACUGGCCCCCACACCUCUGGGCCUGGAUCUCUUGGAGGAAGGUUCCCUUGGGAGGUUCCCUCUGGCUCAGCCCCCGGCACUGUGGCUUCAGGAUGGGCAACAGCAAAAGCCUCCCCCUUCAUCAGCCUGCCUGUGAGUGCCAUCCCCCAAAGUAUGCUUGGCCACCCACUUGCCCGGGGAGCCCAAAGGUCCAGAGCAAGCUGUGGCUCCACCAGAGCCAACUAGGGAAGGGGACCAUCCAUUGCGCUGCAUCCCCGCCCGCUCACUCCAAAAGCCACGGGACUGACAGGAGUUGCCCUCUGCAGGCGCCCCACCUGAGUUCAGGGUAGCAGCCUAGAUAGUUUACAUGACUGCCCACGCUUGCCUUACUCAUGGGUGGUGAAGGGAGGACCCGGUCAGCACCCAUGGGCUUCCUCAUGUACAGGCCCAAGGAACUUGUUCUGCACACACAUGCAGAUGGGCCUUCAUUCUCAGAAAGUCUUAAAUUUUUUUUCUUUUGUAGUAGGAAAGUUUUCUAAAUUUGUAUGCAGAAAAAAAGUUAAAUAAAAGAAAGGUCCAUAUUAAACAGGGAAACCCCCCCCCCCCCAGUUUCCAGAUGGGUCUCCCACGCAGAUAGAUGGUAGACUUUUUCUCGGGCUCAUUCAAAGUUCACAGCAGUUAGAACUACCCCUGGAUCCUGCACCCCAUUUCCACUGACGUGGUUAAAAUUACUUGAAUGAUGGCCACUUAAAACGUAAGCCAGGAGCCAGGGCUCAGGGACCCUCUGCCCAUGCCACCCACAAUGCUGUCCCCUUGCCACACCCCUGCUGCUGGUCAGGUCAGGCCUCUAGAGGGAAACAUUUUACAAUUGCAGACUGAUGGAGCUUCUGUAGCCUAGGUAGGAUAGCCUGACCUCCUAACGUAGUCUCAUUGGCAAAUGAAUCGCAUUGCCGGCGUCGAGGGACGCCCAGGGGUCGGGGACAGACUGUCCCGGGCAGGUGGCAGCGGUGUCCAGUUUCAGGUAGUGUGGUGACUGGUGUGGUGAGUCAGGCCCCCGCCAAGGCAGCAGUCCGUGGGCAGCCGGUGCUGGGUCUUCUCACUAAUGCCACGCCCCGCUGCCUGCUCUCUCACACAGGCCGUGACUGCCUCACGCUAUGGUCGCUGUAGUCUCAGGAAUUCGCUUGUUACUUUUACUGUGUAAAUAAAGCUUCCUGGUCCAACCCCCGGCUGCCUGGGCAUGGCUGUGUGGUUUUUGUUGGGUGCAGUGAACCAGCAGCCCUCCUGCCCACUCUUGUCCAUGAGAGUGUUGGCCCCGGACUGGGAAGACCACAGGGUGGACUUCUGUCCUCGUGCCUUGGGAAGAGGGUACAGUGCAGGGUGACUGGGAGCCACUUCUAGAGAGGGCUAGUCACAGCCACCCUCACAGCCUCGAAGGAGGAGCCAGAGGCCUACACUGGCGUGAGGGCCAGGCUGCCUUGUUAUUUCUGAGGUGAGAGCGAGAGAGGAGGCCGCCAAGAAGCCACAGGGCCUGGGCACCAACCUCCUCCUCCACAGAGCAGUACUGAAGGCUGUACAGCUGAGCUAUCAGCUCAGGGCCUCUGCCCCCACGGAGGGCAGUACAGUUCAGAACUCUGAUUCUUGAGCUGUGGAGGCAUUAGAACACACAGUUCACCCCAGAAUGGGCACACAGCCCUGAGCUGACUCUCCAAACUGAAGACCUGGGUCACUAAAACUCAGGCGAUGCACUGUGUCUGCAGUCCUGAGGACCCGGUGGGGAGCAUUUAAUUUCUGUCACCCAAUGUUAUCUGGCCUUGGAAUGUUCUCUUAGACCCUCUGCUGUGGCCAGUGUCCUAGUCUGGAAGUGACAUCCUGGAAUACUCUUCUGCUUUGCUUUUUUUUUUUUUUUUUUUUUUUUUU